UAUUAUUUUGUUGUUGUUGUUAUUCCCGGCGGUUCUGCCGGGUGCGAUUGAAACUUAAUUAGAACUUAGUGUGCCCGGAUGCGUUGCCUAGCGACUGCUACGAUUAAGGAAAAGCAGAGCAAGGCGACGGAAAAUGCCUUGCAUUUCCCACUGACUGACAGGUAGCAAACGUCAAAACCACCACCAACCAGCUCGCUGCUUUACAAUCGCCGGAACAGAAAACGCAUCAGUAGUGUGAAUGUGCCGCCGCAGCCCAACCCUUCUGGCCCGUUACGACUAAGCCCGUUUGCCUUUCGGUCUGAUCUUCGAAAUUAAAUGAGUGUACAAAUCUUCCCGGCAGUGCCUAGCGAAGGAACGCGCGAGCUGUUGAGAUGGUGCUGGUUCAGCUGCGUUCAUUACGCUCCUGGCUGCUAUCGAGCGACCGCAGCCUGCGCGACACAGUGAACAGCAUCUUCUGGUUGAGUUGCGUUUUGGGGCUCGUUUUCCUACAGUUCCGGCGCCUGGUGGAGCGAUUGUUGCGCUUGGGGCGUGUAAAAGUCCGGAAGCAUGGACCGAUCGUAGAGCACCUGUGGAAUAUCUGCUUCUACCUGAGCGCCACCAUCUUUCUGCUGCUCUACCAGAUGCUGUUGAUCCGUCCGGAAGUGAUGCGGGAAAGUGCUAAAUAUUUUCCGCAGUACAACAAUGCCAUCUUUGCUACCGCCUGCGAUCCGGCCAAAUUCGAGAUCCUUACCGUCGUGCUGGUAUCGUUCCGGGUGCUCGGUACGGUUGCGAAGCUGUCCAGCGGGGACUACUCGGUGGCGUUCUCCAGUGCCCUCUGCUCGUGCCUGCUAGUUUGCUGCUUCACGCAACGGCUCGAAAACUACAGCAUCCUGCUCAACCUGUACCUGGCGAUUUACAGCACAUUCGAGGAAUCGUUUCUGCUGUACGCUUCGCAAACGGACCAGAAGCACAACAUCAAGCUGACGGUUUUUGUGCUGGUCAAGUGUGGCACCUGGAUGUAUCUGUUUCUUAACCUGCUACCGUUUGAGUUUCUCAUACCGACGCUUUACACACGCCGGGAGCUGUUUCCGCUCAAGCUUUGCUUCUGGCUCUGGUACUGUUCGUGCGUAUGGAACUCACCGUUGCUGAAGCUGCUUUACCACAAAAUCUACCAUCCACACCCGAACGACUGUGCCGGCGGUGGUUCGGCCGUUCGGUGUAUACUGUCGAACGAUUGGCAAAGCUUCCGACACUUCCGCAACCUCGAACAUGCCUAUCUCGAACUGAAGCUGCACCAAAGCCGCGAAGACGCUAAUACCGCACCAACUAGCGAAAGCAACACAAUGGCCGCGUUCCAAACGAUCAAAUGUGUAGUAACCUUGAAGCGAAAGUUGAAACGUAUGCGCGAAAACAAGGAGCAGUUGGACAAGCAUAAGUAACGCAGUGCACUGUACGCAAUCUCAACGAACACAUGUGAUCUCUCGACCGGAUGAAGAAGGCGUCUUUCCUUCCCAUUAUGUCUGUGCUGUGUCCCUCUGACCUCGAUCCACCCUCGCUACAUCCAUUCCCAAUGCGCAAACAGCAAAACCAUCGUAUAACGACGCCCCGAAUAAUGGAGGUAUAUACUUUAUUGAUAGUUCACCGGAGGAAGAAGGCGAGUAAAACACAUUUCCUAGGAAGGAAAUUUGGAAACACCACCUGGAAGAAGGGGAUGGUGAUGCACCAGUUAUACGUUGUUAGCUCUUUUUAAUAUAACAAACGGGUUUAUGGCAAAACGAUGGAAAA
Molecule: messenger RNA, 1764 nt
Organism: Anopheles stephensi (Asian malaria mosquito)
Lineage: Eukaryota; Metazoa; Arthropoda; Insecta; Diptera; Culicidae
Exons: 5
Coding region: 372-1418 (348 amino acids)
Source: RefSeq, a predicted model, not a curated record